AUGCUUUCCGGCAUUCUCGUCUUCAAUCAAAAAGGCGAAAACUUGAUCUUCCGUGCCUUUCGAAAUGACUGUCGCCCACGUCUUGCGGAUGUCUUUCGAAUCCAGGUCAUCUCGAAUGCACAAGUCCGCUCCCCCAUCCUGACUCUCGGAAGCACGACCUUCAGUCAUGUCAAGCACGAGAAUAUCUACUUGGUGGCAAUUACGAAGAGUAAUGCGAAUGCGGCGCUGGUGUUUGAGUUUCUCUACCGACUGAUUGCCCUGGGGAAGGGGUAUUUUGGAAAGUUCGAUGAGGAAGCUGUCAAAAAUAAUUUUGUGCUUGUGUAUGAGCUCCUGGAUGAAAUUCUGGAUUUUGGUUAUCCCCAGAACACGGAAACUGAUACACUCAAGAUGUAUAUUACUACCGAAGGAGUCAAAUCGGAAAGAACUAUGGAAGACUCUGCGAAAAUUACAAUGCAAGCGACAGGCGCUCUAUCAUGGCGAAAGGCGGAUGUCAAAUACCGGAAGAACGAAGCUUUUGUUGAUGUAAUAGAAGAUGUUAAUCUUCUCAUGUCUGCGACUGGGACGGUCCUUCGCGCCGACGUCAACGGCCAAAUUGUGAUGCGCGCAUAUCUUUCCGGGACGCCGGAAUGCAAGUUUGGUCUGAAUGACAGACUGCUGCUAGAUGGAGAUAGCCUUUCUUCGUUGCCGUCAGGAAACAGGAUGGGCACGAAAGCAACAAAAGCAGCCGCGGGAAGUGUUACACUGGAAGACUGUCAAUUCCACCAAUGUGUAAAGCUUGGAAAAUUCGACACCGACAGGAUCAUUUCCUUCAUUCCACCAGAUGGAGAGUUCGAGCUUAUGCGUUAUCGUGCCACGGAAAAUGUCAAUCUCCCUUUCAAGGUCCACGCCAUUGUAAACGAAGUAGGAAAGACGAAAGUGGAUUACAGCAUUGCUAUUCGAGCCAACUACGGUAGCAAACUCUUCGCCACCAACGUUGUUGUAAGAGUGCCAACACCACUCAAUACAGCUAGAAUAACAGAGCGCUGUACGCAAGGCAAAGCAAAAUAUGAACCCUCGGAGAACAACAUUGUCUGGAAAAUCCCAAGAUUUACAGGACAGAAUGAGUUCGUCCUUAGUGCAGAAGCGACAUUGACGAGCAUGACGAACCAAAAGGCAUGGUCACGACCACCCCUAAGUUUGAACUUCAGUCUCCUCAUGUUUACGAGUUCCGGACUGUUAGUGCGCUAUCUAAAAGUCUUCGAGAAGAGUAAUUAUUCCAGCGUAAAAUGGGUGCGAUAUAUGACCAGGGCCGGCAGUUACGAAAUACGGUAA
Molecule: messenger RNA, 1311 nt
Organism: Glarea lozoyensis ATCC 20868
Lineage: Eukaryota; Fungi; Ascomycota; Leotiomycetes; Helotiales; Helotiaceae
Product: Second of Mu2 adaptin subunit (ap50) of ap2 adaptor
Exons: 2
Coding region: 1-1311 (436 amino acids)
Biological process (GO): intracellular protein transport; clathrin-dependent endocytosis
Cellular component (GO): AP-2 adaptor complex; cytoplasmic vesicle
Molecular function (GO): clathrin-cargo adaptor activity
Source: RefSeq, a predicted model, not a curated record